UAAAAUAACAUUAUAAAUUCUUUGGCUACACGUUUUAUAUGAAUACUUAUUAUGCGAGUUCUGUGAUAUAAAAUUCCCAAUUCUUUAAUCGUAACAAGGAGGUUUCAUAUUAUUCAGAUGCUUUUCAAUUGCAAUCUCACAUAUUAAUAGUGACCACAACUGCCAAUUCAGUGCAUACCAGACCUCAACCAGACAUGAAACCACUCUUUCUAUACCUAUUACUCGCUAUCUAUUCAUUCAAUGGAUGCACUGCUCAGCGGAAAGAGUUUAAGGACGGCGUACGGGGAACGGGAUGUCUCAUCACAAUCACACCUAAACUCACCAGAGAUUGUUUGGACGCCUUUGACCAGGAGCUGGACCGCAGACCCAAAGAUGAAAGGGAUCAGAAGGCCCUGUGUUGCGCGUAUUUGUCCCUCCAGUCGUGUGUACUGAAGCUGUCGGAGAAGGAGUGCGGAGAAGAGGGAGAACCGGUGGCCAAGAGUUUCCUCAAAGCCAUCAACUCCGGCAUCACUUCCGACGACUGCGUUGACUACGGACUCAUGACAUGCAUUCAAUUUUCCGAUUUAUUUACGAUCGCACAGAACUCUACCACCACAUCCACCCAACUGUCCACUUAUGUCAUACUAUUGAUAAGCAAUUUUAUUAGUAUUUUUCUCGGGUUGUUAACUCAUUUUUAAAUGCCUUUUUGCUUGGCUUUUAAUGCCAUUAUAUUUUUUAUAAUAUUAGUGAAUGUUAGUCGAUUGUACAGUACAAUUUAUAAUCAUACACUGUAUUCGGUAUUAGUGAAUUGCCUUGGUCAACAAUGCCAAACAUUGCCAAAUUUACUAUAUGGACCUUGCUUAAUAUGAUCAGUCAUUUGAUGACUAGUGCCUUAUUACCGUAAUUGACAUUUAUUAAUUAACACUAUGCUUACACUGUAUAUCACAUAGUAUGCAUUAUUUGAACGUCUAUGAUGAAUUGACUCUAAAC
This is a messenger RNA of Oppiella nova, 969 nucleotides long. NCBI's taxonomy places the organism in Eukaryota, Metazoa, Arthropoda, Arachnida, Sarcoptiformes, Oppiidae. The record is from the annotation of a GenBank genome assembly.